Cervus elaphus (red deer) is the source of this 2758-nucleotide messenger RNA. RefSeq names its product coiled-coil domain containing 117 (gene CCDC117). Lineage: Eukaryota; Metazoa; Chordata; Mammalia; Artiodactyla; Cervidae. The coding region runs from base 172 to 1005 and encodes 277 amino acids. The transcript is spliced from 5 exons. The record is from RefSeq and is a predicted model, not a curated record.
AUCCCGGCGUGCUCCGGGCGGCUUGGGGUGGAGGGUUCUAGAAGGCGUGACGUGGGGUCGGGAAGCGGGCUCAGAGGCGGCUACCUCUCGGCAGUCGCUGUGGCCGCUGCUGCCGGGCCCGGGGGCGCGGACGGCCGGGGCCGCGGGCGCAGUCUCCUCGUCUCCCCGGCCAUGGCGGCGCUCGGCCGGCCGUUUAGCGGCCUUCCCCUGAGCGGUGGCUCGGACUUCCUGCAGCCACCGCCGGCCUUCGCCGGUCGGGCCUUCCCGCCGGGGACGGAGGGCGCCGAGCUGGUCCCGCGGCCGGGACUUCGCGCCACCCCGAGCAGCUCAGGCGGGAGCGUGGCGCGCGGACGUAUUUCAGCUCACUGUAGAAAGAAACACAAGCGAGAGGAGGAGGAUGAUGAUUGUCCAGUAAGAAAGAAAAGGCUAACUGAAGCAGGGCUCUGUGCUGGUCCUAAUGACUGGAUUCUUUGUGCACAUCAGGAUAUAGAGGGCCAUGGAGUAAAUCCGUGCACUAGUGGCCUUUCUGCACCUGGCAUGUUAGAUGUUAUUUGUGAAGAGAUGGAUCAGACAACGGGGGAACCACAGUGUGAAGUUGCCCGAAGGAGGCUUCAGGAAAUUGAGGACAGAAUAAUUGACGAAGAUGAAGAAGUUGAAGCUGACAGAAAUAUUAAUCGUCUCCCCAGCCUUGUCCUUUCUGAUACCAUGAAAACAGGUUUAAAGAGGGAAUUUGAUGAAAUCUUUACAAAGAAAAUGAUUGAGUCCAUGAGCCGUCCUUCCAUGGAGCUUGUGCUCUGGAAACCUCUCCCUGAACUCCUUUCUGAUAAGCCAAAGCCGUCAUCUAAUGCUAAGAACUACACAGGAGAGAGCCAAACUAAGCACGCAGCUGCUGGCACUGCCUUUCCUCAGAGAACUGAACUGUUCUUGGAACCUCGGCCAACAGGGUUGCCUGUUUACAAUAGUUUGGAGACAGCUGCUUGCACAGAAGAGGAGAUGGAACUCUAGAAACCAGUUUCUACACUAAAGUUGUCAUGUUGCAGAGGCUUAUGUGUUCAGUCAUGAGCCUGCUUGUACAGUAUAGGGACUUGAAAGUUUUGAAACGGGUGUAAUAUCUCCACCUGUGAUUUGGGGUGGGACUCUGAUUUUGGGUAGCCAUUUCUUGAAAUUCAACUUCUUGCCAAGGAAACUUGUCUCAAGGGAAAAGCAGUUUUCUAGGGGGCUUAUUAAAGCAAUGUGAGAGUACAUUCUGCAGAGUCAAGUAUAGAAGCUGUAUGUGACUUUUAAGUCAUCUGUCACAUUGUCUCAGUCAUUCAGAUACUUGGAGAAUAUUCAGACACUUGGGUUGAAAAAGAUGCAUUAAAAAAAAGAGUGCUCUCCCUGCUACAAGUGUGCCCUGACGGUUGAGCCACAAUUUCAUCUUCAGAUAAAUGAGCUCUGUUUAUAAUGGUGACUAGAUAUUACUGGGGAAGAGGAAGAUGACAAUGGCUUAGGCCUAUUGCUGGGGAAUUUAACAGAGGCUCUGAAACUUGUAUAUUAGUUGUCAGUUCAGUGUAGCUCUAUUGAUUAAAUAGCCAGUAGUGUUGUGGCUCCUCUCCUUGCCUCUGACAAUGCAAUGGAAAAUACAAAGAAAAGGUUUUUCCUCCGAGGCUUUUUUUACCCUGUGCUACUGUUGCUCCUGGGUUUCCCUUGCAUAAUUGAUAAACCCAGCUCUUCAGUGAUGUUUACAGCCUAAUUAACUUUGAGUGAUAGUUUAGAAGAUUGCGAGGUAACCAAUGUGCGAACUGGCUCUGGGAGAAGCAUCCUUAAGUAAUCCUGAGGAAGUGCCGUAUCAGCCCAGCCCAGCAUAUUAUUUCAGUAGUUAAAGAAAUGUGCCUGUAGAAGCAAGUUGUGGGGUUUUUUUUAAUGUUAAUUUAGGAAAUGUUGACUGAUAAAAUUAACUGGGCACAUACAAGUGACAUUGAGACUUACUGAAAUAGCCAGUUUGCUUGGUGCUUCAACUCUUUGUGCAGUAAGCCUAGAAGUUACUAGAGAAUAGCUUCCUGCCAGCCAGAAAUCAUCAUCUGGAGGACCCUACCCAGGCUCAAGGUGUCCUCUGCGAGUAACCAGGAUUGAAGUAUUUUUUUUUCUCAGGAACAGCUCUUCUGUGUGGCAAGGACUCAGUAGUACAAAGUAAAGUGACCGUCCCUUUAGUGCUACAGAAUACCCACUAUAACUUAUUAAAUGAGUGUAAUACUGGCCCUUUUAUCAGGCAGCAGGAGACCACCCCAGUUCUUUUUGUUUCCUGGGUUUCUUUUCUUUUGUAGGAAUCACAUACCUUGUGUAGAAAAAAUGGUUUAUGCCAAGCAGAGGUGACUUUAGGAGGCAGCUCCCAGGCAAUUUUGAAACCCAUGCCGAAGUCCCUCCCCUUGUUACAGAUGGCAUAGAAGUCACAAGUCUGUUAACUGGACUGUUGCUUCUCCUGCCUGUAGUUCCUGCUUUUUCUAUUUCUGUCUGGAUAGUCAGGAAAAGAUUUAAUGUUUAAUAUUUAAACAAAAUAUUUAAUGUCUACACAGUAAAAUUAUUCAGACUUCAAACCAGUAUUGAAACCAGUUGGAAACCAGCUACUAGUUUCUUAAUCUCAGAUUUAGAGAUGAAUGUAAACUGUUCUGUUGAAAUGUGCACGUGUUUGAUUCAGCCAUGUCAAGAAUUGCCUCUAGGUCAUUGUUUAAUGGGACCAACUUGUAACAUUUGUAGCCUUAAAGAAGUCUCCAGCUAAAAA